GAAACCGGCAUAAAUUGAUUUUGGUUCGGAUCUGACAAGCGGUUUGUUUGCAGGCGUCCACUCUAAACUCCAGGAGAUCAAUGGUAGAAUCUUUUAGUGGUUUCAGUCUUUUUUGUUUUCGUGUACAAAGUGAGUAUGUCAAAGAUUGUGACGAUGUAUAGUUAGCGUUCGGCUGAAAGUUAAGUUAAUUACAAUUGCGAAUUAAAAGUGCGAUCAUCGAUGAAGCGUUAUGAAUUAUUAAUUACCAGCUGGUCAUAGUUGGAAUCACGACAUGGCAUCUCGCAGAUGGUUUCAUCCGAAUAUAUCGGGUCUAGAAGCAGAACGUUUAUUAAUGGAAAGGGGCUAUGAUAGUUCAUUUCUGGCACGUCCAAGUUCAUCAAAUCCUGGCGAUUUUACAUUAUCUGUUAGGCGAAAUGGUGAAGUGACUCAUAUUAAGAUACAGAAUACAGGAGACUUCUAUGAUCUCUAUGGUGGUGAAAAGUUUGCAACCCUAUCUGAACUUGUACAAUUUUAUAUGGAAAACGGUGGACAAUUGCGUGAAAAAAAUGGAGAUGUUAUCGAAUUAAAAUAUCCAUUGAAUUGUGCAGAUCCGACGACUGAAAGGUGGUUCCACGGCCAUUUAUCAGCUAAAGAAGCAGAACGUUUAAUGUUGGAGCGAGGUAAAAAUGGAUCUUUUCUGGUUCGUGAAUCCCAGAGUAAACCUGGUGACUUUGUAUUAUCUGUUCGCACAGAUGAUCGUGUUACACAUGUUAUAAUACGAUCUCAGGAUAAUAAAUACGAUGUUGGCGGAGGUGAUAAGUUUGAUAGUUUAAGUGACUUGAUAGAGCAUUACAAACGCAAUCCAAUGGUUGAAACGAGUGGCAGUGUUGUCCAUUUACGGCAACCCUUUAAUGCUACUCGCAUAAACGCUAGUGGUAUCGAAAGUAGAGUUAGGCAAUUGCAUAAAGAAAAUGGUUGCUCAAAUGGAUGGUUGUGGAAUGGAGCAACGAGUAGCGGUGAAGGUGGAGCAGGGCGUGGUAAAGGAAAAGCAGGAUUCUGGGAAGAAUUUGAGUCAUUGCAACAGUUGGAGUGCCGACACUUGUUUUCCAGGAAAGAAGGCUUACGCACCGAGAACAGAGCGAAGAAUCGAUACAAAAACAUUUUACCAUUCGAUCAUACAAGAGUACGUUUAAAGGACGUUGAUCCGAAUAUUCCCGGAGCUGACUACAUUAAUGCAAAUUAUAUUAAGAACGAAGAAGGAGAUGGACAGAUCGGUGGAAUUAAUACCACCAACGAUGGAGGAUCCUUUAAUAAAUGUUAUAUCGCAACGCAAGGUUGCCUUCCAAACACUAUACAAGAUUUCUGGCACAUGGUAUAUCAGGAGAAUACGCGAGUGAUAGUGAUGACUACCAAAGAAAUGGAGAGAGGAAAAAAUAAGUGCGCUCGGUACUGGCCGGAGGAAGGUGAAGUCGCAGAAUACGGCGGCGAAUGGAAAGUGCGCGCUUUAUCUCGUACCUCAACAGCCGAUUACACAUUACGAGAGUUCUUACUGCAUGGGAGUAAACCAAAUUUUGCAGAAUCCAGGCGGAUUUAUCACUAUCACUUUCAGGCGUGGCCUGAUCAUGGUGUACCAUCAGAUCCUGGUUGCGUAUUAAACUUUCUUCAUGAUGUGAAUGCAAGACAAGAAUCGAUCGCUGCUUCGCUCGCUUCAAACGGUCAAACGGUCCCGAGCAUAGGACCAAUUCUCGUGCAUUGUAGCGCUGGAAUUGGCCGAACCGGAACGUUUAUUGUUAUUGACAUGAUUCUCGAUCAAAUCAAGCGUCAUGGAUUGGAUUGUGAAAUUGAUAUUCAGAGAACGAUUCAGAGAGUUCGUUCGCAAAGAUCGGGAAUGGUUCAAACAGAAGCACAAUAUAAAUUCGUUUAUCUCGCUGUUUUGCAUUAUAUAGAAACUGUGUCCCAACGGAUGCAAGCAGAGCAGAAAUCACUUCACUUAGGUCGAGAAUAUACUAAUAUUCGUUAUAAAAGUGAAACAAGUGCUACAAAUAUAAGCGAUAUGCCGGUCCCCACGUGUACUGCGACACCUAUUUCAAACUCAGCACAUUUCACGUUACCCUCGCCUGUCAAUAAUUUGAGGCCAAAGUAAACGACGUUAAUAUCACCAAAUAAUGAAGUUUCCGAAAAAGCAGUGAAGAGGCUUCAUUACUCUUAUCAAGUACAGUGUUGAGCCUUCGAUAUUAUCGUAAUAUGCUCUAUACAAAUUUCGUUUGCAAAUUAAUUGGUUAUCUGAAAUAUUAUUUGAAUCAUGUUUUAUCCAAUGAAUUUACACACAGUAUACACAUAAUCAUGGUAAAGAAUCUAGAAGCGUUAUUUAAACAUUGUAUUAUAGAAAAAAUAAUUAUAUUUUUGUGGCAGUACUAAACAGCAGAAGAAGAAUCCAAUCUUUCAAUAGUAACCAUAUUAGUAUAAUAGAUGUGUAUUAUUGCUUUCAUAUUAUUUCGCUAUCUAUAUUUCAUCAGAUAUUCAUUACAAAUAAUAGAUUUAUCUUGAUAUACUUAUUACCUUUAAGAAGCAGUAGUGAAUCUACUCUCGUGUUUUAAAUUGAAAUACGCAACGAAUUAUCAAACAUUUUUCUAGGUUGCAGGUGCAGGUGUAAUAUUAUAUAUUG
Ceratina calcarata is the source of this 2644-nucleotide messenger RNA. Its product is annotated as tyrosine-protein phosphatase corkscrew. Lineage: Eukaryota; Metazoa; Arthropoda; Insecta; Hymenoptera; Apidae. Bases 272 to 2122 code for a protein of 616 amino acids. The transcript is spliced from 12 exons. Gene Ontology annotation, cellular component: cytoplasm. The record is from RefSeq and is a predicted model, not a curated record. Gene Ontology annotation, molecular function: receptor tyrosine kinase binding; cell adhesion molecule binding; non-membrane spanning protein tyrosine phosphatase activity. Gene Ontology annotation, biological process: positive regulation of ERK1 and ERK2 cascade; protein dephosphorylation.